GAAAUCACAGGAGUUAUGCUGUAAACGCGCAUCACCGAUUUUCUCUCUCCUCUCGGGUAUUCUGUCUGCUAUCUUCUACUUUCCGUACUAUACUACACCUGGGUCAAAUCUUUGAAUCUUCGAAGACGACCUACUUUCACUCCCCACUUCACCUAAUCCCGCGCCUAUGAUGUAGCACUAUUUUCCUUACACCAGCAACGAAAAUGGUGUUCAAAGGCAGAUUUUUCUCGUCCAAGAAAUCAUCGGAUUCAGAUGGAUCCAACAGUCCUCGUCGAUUCAAUUCCCCAAUUAGAUCCGACAAGAAAAAGGGUAGAUCAUCUGAAAAAGAUUUAGCUAAAGAUAGUAGUAGCAAUUCAAGUAUUGCAGUUUCUAGUAAUUCGAAGCAGUCUGCAGUUGUUGCUAAGAAGAAGGAUGACAAAGGUAAGGAGGCUCGAAUUGAUGCUGGAUUGAAGCCGAAUUUUGGGUCACCCUCAGCUUCCGUGUCGCCGAUUCUUGCCUCGUCUUUGGGUUUGAAUAAGAUUAAGACGAGAUCCGGCCCAUUGCCUCAGGAGAGCUUCUUCGGGUUUCGAAACGAAAAGGGUGGUGUUGGUCUUGGGUCUAGUAAUCUUUCUAAGCCUGUUGCAACGGCUGUUAGUAGUGAUGGGAGUAGGUCCAGUGGGAAGAAGGAGAUGAGUUGGUUGGAAAAUGUUGCUGAGACUGGAAGUAAUUCUGAUAGUAUGUCUCCCGAGAGCAGUGGGACAGCUCCGAGCCCGAGUUUGUCGAAUGUAGGCCAGUUGCCACGGUCUAGACUGUCGUCUGGAGGAGGAGGAAACUUAAAUUCAUCAUGGGAGCAGCCCGGAGGCAUAAGUCCAGAUAUUUGUACUCCUGAGGGACAGAUGGCAUUUGAUUGUGAAACCCCAAAGGAGUCUGAAUCUCCUCGUUUUCAAGCCAUUCUUCGUGUUACAAGCGGGCCAAGGAAAAGAAAUCCGGCAGAUAUAAAAAGUUUUUCCCAUGAGUUGAAUUCUAAAGGAGUACGGCCUUUUCCGUUUUGGAAGCCUCGUGGUUUAAAUAAUCUCGAAGAGGUUUUAGUCAUGAUUAAAGGAAGGUUUGAGAAAGCCAAGGAAGAAGUAGACUCUGACUUGGCUGUUUUUGCGGCCGAUCUAGUUGGUAUUUUGGAAAAGAAUACCGAAAAUCAGCCUGGAUGGCAGGAAACUAUCGAGGACUUAUUGAUCCUAGCUCGGAGUUGUGCUAUGACAUCACCAAACGAGUUCUGGCUCCAGUGUGAAAGCAUAGUUCAGGAAUUAGAUGAUAGACGUCAGGAGUUGCCUCCAGGUAAGCUGAAGCAGCUUCAUACACGGAUGCUUUUCAUACUCACGCGAUGUACCAGAUUGUUGCAGUUUCACAAGGAAAGUGGAUUAGCGGAGGACGGACAUGCACUUCAGCUGCGCCAGUCAACGAUCUUGCAGUUUGCUGAAAAGAGGUUGCCUCCUGGAAAAGAUAGAGACAGAAAAAGUUCUUUUUCUGGAAAGAUUUCAAGGGGAUCAUCAGCACAAAAAUCCUUUAGUCAAGAACAACAUGGUCGUAGAUUACAUACUUCUGAUAUCUUUACUCCGGUUGAAACCACACAGAAAACUGAAUCUCCCUCUGGGAGGGAGCGGAUUGCUUCCUGGAAAAAACUCCCAUCUCCUGGUGUUAAAAAAACAGAAGCUUCUAUUGAAAUUGAUCAGAGUGAUGAUAAGUUAGAGCAAAUAAAAAUAUCUAAUAGACAAGAAAUUUCAGAUGCAGAUCCGUCUAUAAUGAAAGAAUCUGAGGUUCCUUCUUCAAAAGAUUCAGUUGCACAAGCGUUUCCUUCUUCUAAGCACCGGCAGAAAAAUUCCUGGGGUUACUGGGGAGAUCAGCCAAGUGUGUCAGAUGAAAGUUCCAUAAUUUGCCGAAUAUGUGAGGAAGAGGUUCUAACUUUACACGUAGAAGAUCAUUCAAAAGUAUGUGCAGUUGCUGAUAGAUGUGAUCAGAAAGGCUUGAGUGUCAAUGAACGCCUUUUAAGAAUUGCUGACACUUUAGAAAAAAUGAUUGAAUGUCCUUCCCAGAAGGAUUUUCAACCAGCAGUUGGGAGCCCUGAUGCUGCAAAAGUAUCAAAUUCAAGUGUUACUGAAGAGUCUGAUGCUUUUUCUCCCAAACUUAGUGACUGGUCUCGCAGAGGAUCAGAGGAUAUGCUAGACUCUUUUCCUGACACUGAUAAUGCUGUAUUUAUGGACGAUUUGAAAGGUUUAUCAUCUAUGUCUUGUAAGACUCGUUUUGGCCCAAAGUCUGAUCAAGGAAUGACAAAUUCAUCUGCUGGAAGCAUGACUCCUAGGUCUCCUUUGUUGACACCAAGAACCAGUCAAAUUGAUUUGCUUCUAUCUAGUAAAGGUGGUUAUUCGGAACAUGAAGAUCAUCCUCAGAUGGCUGAACUUGCAGACAUCGCUCGAUGUUCAGCAAAUGCCCUGUCUGAAGAUGAUCGUUCAAUGAAUUAUUUGCUCACAUGUCUAGAGGAUUUGAGUGUUGUUGUUGGCCGUCGGAAAUUUGACGCGCUUACUGUAGAGACCUUUGGAGCCCGAAUUGAGAAGUUGAUUAGGGAAAAAUAUCUACAACUAGUUGAGUUGCUUGAUAAUGAGAAGAUUGAUCUUGUGAGUACUGUAAUUGAUGAAGAUGCUCCUUUGGAAGAUGAUGUUGUAAGUAGUUUAAGAACCAGCCCUAUUCAUUCUACCAAGGACCGCACGUCCAUUGAUGACUUUGAGAUUAUGAAACCUAUAAGCCGUGGUGCAUUUGGUCGGGUUUUCUUGGCUAAGAAGCGAACAACGGGAGAUCUUUUUGCUAUAAAGGUGUUGGCAAAGGCUGAUAUGAUCCGCAAGAAUGCUGUGGAAAGUAUUUUAGCAGAACGCAAUAUUUUGAUUUCUGUCCGCAACCCUUUUGUGGUUCGAUUCUUUUAUUCGUUUACUUGCCGUGAAAACUUGUAUUUGGUAAUGGAAUAUCUUAACGGGGGAGAUCUAUAUUCACUGUUAAGAAAUUUGGGCUGCUUAGAUGAAGAUGUUGCCCUUGUCUAUAUAGCAGAAGUAGUACUUGCUUUGGAAUAUUUGCACUCUCUUCAUGUAAUUCAUCGUGAUCUGAAGCCAGACAAUCUAUUAAUUGCCCAUGAUGGUCAUAUCAAGUUGACAGACUUCGGGCUAUCAAAAGUUGGUCUCAUCAACAGCACUGAUGAUUUAUCUGGCCCUGCAGUUAGUGCGACAUCCAUCUUUGAAGAUGAUCAACCCCAAUUAUCUGCUUCAGAGAAGCAGCAAGAACGAAGGAAGAAACGUUCUGCGGUUGGAACACCUGACUAUUUGGCACCUGAGAUUUUGUUGGGAACAGGACAUGGAGCUACGGCGGAUUGGUGGUCUGUGGGGGUUAUUUUGUUCGAACUCAUUGUUGGAAUCCCUCCCUUCAACGCUGAACACCCCCAGAUAAUAUUUGACAAUAUCCUCAAUCGUAAUAUUCCUUGGCCUCGGGUACCGGAAGAAAUGAGUUGUGAAGCACAGGAUCUUAUUGACAAAUUAUUGACGGAAGAUCCUAAUCAGAGACUUGGAGCUAAAGGAGCAUCAGAGGUGAAGGCACAUCCUUUCUUCAGAGAUAUUAACUGGGACACUCUGGCAAGGCAGAAGGCAGCAUUUGUUCCUGCUUCAGAGAGUGCAGAUGAUACGAGUUACUUCACUAGUCGUUACUCUUGGAAUCAUUCAGAUGACCAUGUCAAUGCAGCUAGUGAAUUUGAAGACACCAGUGAUGAUGGCACUGCUAGUGGGAGCAGCGGCUGUCUGAGUGACAAACAAGAUGAAUUGGGAGAUGAAUGCAGGGGACUGACUGAGUUUGAAUCGGGCUCAGCUGUUAAUUAUUCCUUCAGUAAUUUCUCUUUUAAGAAUCUCUCUCAGCUUGCUUCAAUCAACAUUGAUUUACUUAGCAAAGGUUGGAAGGAUGAUCCGCCCCCAAUGUGACAACCAUAUUUUCCUCGAGUAAAAAACCCCGGGAUUCCCUGUUGAUUGUACAACCUGUAAAUAAAUAGAAGCAGCUCUUAGAGAACAUACGACCGGAUGUGGUCUUACCUCAUGCUCUGCAACAAGUUUCACAUUUAGGGGUUGCCGAUGUCGUUGAGGUUUUUUGUUCAAUUCCGGAACUUAGCAAAAUGUAAACCAUUGGUAACCUUUCUUUGGGGAAGAUUUGGGUUGGAUAGAGGGGCAUGAGGGUAUAAUGGUGUAUGUAUACUGUUCGAUUAGCCCGCAUAAUGUGUUACUUUUGUUUGUAAUAUCAAUGAAAAGCCCAUCCCCGUUAUUUGUCUCA
This is a messenger RNA of Spinacia oleracea (spinach), 4326 nucleotides long. RefSeq names its product probable serine/threonine protein kinase IREH1. Lineage: Eukaryota; Viridiplantae; Streptophyta; Magnoliopsida; Caryophyllales; Amaranthaceae. The transcript is spliced from 18 exons. Gene Ontology annotation, molecular function: ATP binding; protein serine/threonine kinase activity. The record is from RefSeq and is a predicted model, not a curated record. Gene Ontology annotation, biological process: peptidyl-serine phosphorylation; intracellular signal transduction. The coding region runs from base 204 to 3983 and encodes 1259 amino acids.